Molecule: messenger RNA, 2502 nt
Organism: Pseudophryne corroboree (corroboree frog)
Lineage: Eukaryota; Metazoa; Chordata; Amphibia; Anura; Myobatrachidae
Product: H-2 class I histocompatibility antigen, Q9 alpha chain-like
Exons: 8
Coding region: 260-1309 (349 amino acids)
Biological process (GO): immune response
Cellular component (GO): external side of plasma membrane
Source: RefSeq, a predicted model, not a curated record
ACAGCAUAACUGAGUCUCUGGGUGACACACUAUUAUACUUGUUGUGAGUUACUGUCCAGGACGUUUCUUCUGUUACUGAUCCAGGUCACCCCAGUAUAUCACCCACAGGAGGACGUCACCCCAAUAUAUCACCCACAGGAGGAGAGAACCCUAAUAUAUCACCCACAGGAGGACGUCACCCCAAUAUAUCACCCACAGGAGGAGAGAACCCGAAUAUAUCACCCACAGGAGGAGGUCACUCUAAUAUAUCACCCACAGGAUGAUGUCCUCCCUCUUUCUGCUUAUUCUGGGGGUGUCAGGCGUCUGCUCUGACAGUCACACGCUGCGGUAUUAUUACACGGCGGUCUCAGGGAAAGGAUCGGGGCUGCCGGAGUACUCUUCAGUUGGAUAUGUGGAUGAUCAGCAGAUUGCACAUUAUAACAGUGACUCUCGUGUCACACGUCCUGUGGCUCAGUGGAUGAAUAAUGAAGGAUCAGAGUACUGGGAAGGAGAGACACAGAAGGGUAAAGGCCGUGAGGCUGUAUUCAGACACAAUGUGAGGACAGCGAUGAGCCGCUUCAACCAGACUGGAGGUCUCCAUUCCUACCAGGGGAUGUACGGCUGUGAGCUGGGAGAUGACGGCAGCACGACGGGGUAUGAUCAGGAUGGAUAUGACGGGAGAGAUUUCCUGCACCUGGACACAAAGAGCUGGAUCUAUAUCCCCAUCAUGCACGAGGCUCAGAUCAGUACACAGAGAUGGAACAGCCCAGAUGUACGAGUGGGGGAGAUACACAGGAUUUAUCUGCAGAAUACCUGUAUAGAGUCACUGAAGAGAUUCAUCACCUAUGGGAGAGAGGAUCUGGAGAAGAGAGUUCGCCCACAGGUGAAGGUCACAGGUCACCGGUCAGGCGAGGUCACAAAGCUUCACUGUCAGGUGUACGGGUUUCACCCCCGAGCUGUGGAUGUGAAGUGGAUGAGGAACGGGAGAGACGAGGUUCCCUCAGAUGAAGCUAAGAAGAUCCUCCCCCAUCCUGACGGCACCUAUCAGACCAGAGUCUCCGUGGAAGUCUUUCUCAGGGAUGAGGACACUUACUCCUGUUAUGUGGAUCACAGCAGCCUGGAGGAGCCACUGACUGUCCUGUGGGAUCCUAAUGAGAACCGGACAUCACACAUUGGGAUUAUUGGUGGCGUUGUCGCUGUUCUUCUAGUGUUGGCCAUUGCUGUUAUUGGGAUCAUUCUAUACAGGAGACGCUCAGGGAAGAGUCCUGGUAAUGUCGAUAUUCCUACCCCCAACAAAGAAGACGGCUCCUCUGACUCAUCCGCCAUCUGAGUCAUAAGGAACCACUGAGGAGCAUCACACAGGAAGAUAACGAGUCGCCCUGUCCUGUCUACUUGUGUUAUUAUCACCUGUGAUUAUUCCUCGCUUACUGAGCGUAUAGUGUGAUGAGAUUGCUGUGCUAUAUAUUGCUCAGUGUAUAGUGUGAUGAGAUUGCUGUGCUAUAUAUUGCUGAGCGUAUAGUGUGGUGAGGUUGCUGUGCUAUAUAUUGCUGAGUUAUACUGUAGGUAGUAGGUGAAAAAUCUGCUGGUUUGGGAAACCUGCAUACUCUCUACAGCUACUGGGGAUUAUGAUAUGUGCUAUCACACUGCACAUGCCCAGAAAGCAUAGCGAAAGCAUAGCGGAACUAUUUAAAAAGAAAUUAUAAUAAUAUAACCACUUGCCUGGCAUCAUGGCAUCAGAUGCGACCACAGCAGCAAGUGCCUUAUCAGACCUGGUCGCAUAGGAUGUGAACAUUCAGAUACAGAGUGUGCAGCUGCAGGGAAGAGAAACUUCCUGCUGCUGCCACUCUCAGAGGAACAAGAAGGUCCCUCUGCCUCCCUACACCCUCCCCCAGUGUUUGCCGUGCUGCUGAUCGGUCAGCAUGGCAGGACCCCCCCACCCAAUUGCUUUAUACAAUAGCAGCCGCAGGGGAAGUGUAAAUUAUCCCCCCUGUGUACCUGGUGGCGGUCCCGGCUAUUAAAAUGAUAGUCACAAUGUUUUCAAUGGUUGUGAUGUUCCGAUGGUGACGACCAAUGUUCCAAUGUUUGGAAAAAAAUAUAUUCUUUUAGAAAUACGUAGCGUAGCAAAAGCACUUUUUUUUUUUUUUUUAUAAAAUCGUUUUAAAUAAAUGUUCUUCACCUAAUUCACUCAUUCAAAAUAAAAAAAAGGAUUUUGAGUGUUUUUUGGAAAACAAAAAUUUGUCAGGUAUGUGGUUAAACCCAUUUUGCUCCCAAACCUCUGCAUCAGUCCCCAGGUAUUUACUAUUUACAACGAAUACGCUACAUUUGGAAAUGAAAAAUCUUCCUUAUAAGUUCCAGGACACUUUCUAUAGUGAUGAUAUAUUUUAAUAAACAAUAAUAUUUUAUUUUCCAAAUGCAUUCAGCAAAUGACCGGGUGCAGGAGGUCUAAAUGUAAAUAUGUAUAUGAUGUAGAUCAGCGUAGUUUAAAUACAUAUUUUAUUAAAGGUGAUGUGUACUGUAUAUUAA